Messenger RNA from Stomoxys calcitrans (stable fly), 1013 nucleotides. It is a transcript of the gene Jhbp1, whose product is annotated as protein takeout. The coding region runs from base 72 to 812 and encodes 246 amino acids. The transcript has 5 exons. NCBI's taxonomy places the organism in Eukaryota, Metazoa, Arthropoda, Insecta, Diptera, Muscidae. The record is from RefSeq and is a predicted model, not a curated record.
GUAUAAUAAAAUCUAUAAAGAAACACACAUAAAUUUCCUUAAAAGGUCCAAUAAAUAAAAAUAAAAUCAAAAUGUGGAAAAUCAUAGUGUGUUUGGCAGCCUUCCAAGUAAUUCUCGCCCAACAAGCUGGAGAAGUUCCGGACUAUAUCAAGCCCUGCCACCGAGAUGAUCCUGAUCUUCUGAGAUGUUUUAUGAAUUCUUUGGAACAUGUGAAGCCAUAUAUCGCCAAGGGUAUACCAGAAAUUGAGUUACCCUCUGUGGAACCCUUCAAAAUGGACGAAUUGGGCCUGCAGCUGACCGAUGGACCCCAAGGCUAUAAAAUUACUUUGAAAAAUAUCGAAGUUUUUGGUGCCAGUAACUUUGCUGUAAAAUCAAUGAAACUAAGUGAAAACGGUGAACCUUUCAAGGCUACCAUUUUUAUGCCCAAAUUGAAGAUUGAAGCCAAAUAUACCAGCUCUGGUGUACUUCUGAUUAUUCCCGCUUCAGGAGGUGGAGAUUUUCAUGCAGUGUUUGAGGGCUGCAAAGCUGAAAUCACCGGCAAGGUAUCAACUCCUGUGAGAAAUGGUUUGACCUACCUGCAUGUGGAUGCCUUGGGUAUUGUUUUGGAUAUGGAAAAGGCCAGCAUGAAAAUUUCAAAUGCCUUCAGAAAUAAUCCAAUUUUGUUGGAAGCCACUAAUUUGUUCCUGCGUGACAAUGCUCGCAUAGUAUUGGAGGCUAUGCAACCUCAAAUGCAAAAAAAACUGGCCAAUGAAUUCGGUAAACUGGCCAAUCAGUUCCUUAAACAUGUGCCCCGAGAUUGGUUCUAUCUGUGAAUGCCCCGCCUACCACCAGCACUAGCUUAAGUCUUUUUGUACAUACUUUGAUAUAUAUGUUAAUGCGAUAAUUUCCUGUAGUUUAAGCUACCAUGUUAGAUUAUAGACUUUAUAACUUAUCUGCACUAUGUUCUCUAUAUGUACUCAUAAUUUUAAAAAUCGCUUCUCAAAAUGUAUUAUCGAAAUAAAAAAGAAAACACA